Aureobasidium musti is the source of this 1137-nucleotide messenger RNA. The record is from the annotation of a GenBank genome assembly. NCBI's taxonomy places the organism in Eukaryota, Fungi, Ascomycota, Dothideomycetes, Dothideales, Saccotheciaceae.
AUGAGUUCUACUGCAAGUCCUCUCACCACCCGGACGAAUCCGAUGUCCGGUAUUUUUACACCACCAAGUUCAUGCUCCUCACAUUGGACCUAUGAAAGCCAAGCUGCAAACAGUGUGACCGGAGGACUUCUGAUACAGAACGCUGGAGCUGGUCGAAAUGAUGAACCCUGCUAUCCACCUGGGUUCGAUGGCUGGGGAAGAGCGCCAUCCUUCAUUCAGAUCUUCAGUCCUGGUGUAUGCCCGUCUGGGUAUACCACUGCGAACAACAACUAUGAUGGCCACACAACUACAGCGGUGUGUUGUUUGAGCAAGUUCGGCUACAAAAACUUUAUCAGCAGUGUCAAUGCCGGAGGAAAGACUGCACAGUUCUACGGGUGCACGAGCAUCUUCACCAAUGCUGAUCCCACAACCGUGUUCGCGGAAGGAGAUGAUGAUGGUGUAACAUCCUCUCUUGACGGUAUAACCGGGAUGUUUACGACUGUGUCUGGCCUGAUCACGAUGUGGGCGCAACCUAUUACAGUCGCUUUCCAGCAGCAUGACCUGUCGUUGUUCACGACAUCUCAGUCUACAACAUCUCAAACCACGACAUCUCAGUCUAGCACAAGCACUACAUCUUCGACAGCCUCAAAAGAAACCUCUAGCACUAGCAUUUCUUCUGCAGUAGCGAACCCUGCAUCGUCCUCACCGAUGGCCGCUGCUACCCCCAGCGCCUCUGCCAUCUCUACAUCCUAUGUGUCAACGAAAUCUCUCACCACCUCCUCUGUACACGCAACUGCACCAGAAACCGGAACCUCCAUAGCAUCAUCGUCCGCUACCGCCAAAUCUUCUUCCGAGAUGUCUUUACUUGGAUCCAAUGCACCAACGACAUCUCCAGUUCAAAUAGAAGGUCCCCGUCCAGGACCAUCCACUGGUGCAAUAGCUGGUAUAGUGGUUGGUGCAGUGGCCUUAUUUGCCAUUAUAAUCGGUGCUGCCAUUUUCUUCAGAAGACAACGAAGACCCACAACAUCUCCAAGAAGUCUGGAUCUGAUGGACGUCCAGAUGGCUCAAAAAGGUCACACAGGGGUUGGCGACUCAGGUUACACGCUUCGAGACCCUUCAUGGGGCUCGGGGCGAAAAAGGGCCAGCGGAGUUGCAUGA